Rotaria sp. Silwood2 is the source of this 978-nucleotide messenger RNA. NCBI's taxonomy places the organism in Eukaryota, Metazoa, Rotifera, Eurotatoria, Philodinida, Philodinidae. The record is from the annotation of a GenBank genome assembly.
AUGUGGAUCUGUAUUGGUUUAAUAAUAAUCCUUUACGUCUUCUAUCGUUUAUAUCAACAUUUUUUUCCGACACCAAACAUAAAUCCUAAUGGUAAAUACGUUCUUAUUAGUGGUUGUGAUACUGGAUUCGGUCAUGGAUUAGCGAUUGAACUUGAUAAACAAGGCUUUAAUGUUCUUGCUGGUGUUUUCGUUCCUGACAGCGUAGCUUCUCUUACAGAAAAACUUUCACCAAAAGCUACAGUUUUUCGUCUUGAUAUUACUAAACAAGAAGAUAUUGAUGCUGCAUUUAAAUUAGUCAAUGAGAAAACAAAAGUUCUUCAUGCACUUGUUAACAAUGCUGGAAUUGCUGUUGCUGGUCAUAUUGAUUGGACAUCAAUGGAAGAUAUGCGUAAAGUGAUGGAUGUGAAUUAUUUUGGACAUGUUGCAAUGACAAAGAAGUUUUUACCCUUACUUAUUGCAAAGCUUGAUUCACGUAUUGUUAAUAUUUGUUCCGUAGCUGGUUACCUGACAUUAUCAAGUGGGUCUGCUUAUUGUGCAUCAAAAUAUGCACUUGAAUCAUUUUCGGAUUGUUUACGUCGUGAAAUGGUUCCAUGGGGUUUACGUGUUAGUAUUAUUGAACCAGGAUUUAUGCGAACACCUAUUCUCGAAUCGGGUCCUAAAACAUUUGAAGAUUUGUGGAGUCAACUGUCAAGUGAUGUUAAAGAACGAUGGGGAGAAGAUUUUCUUAAAGCCGGAUUUGAUACCAUAAAACACAAUCCACUCUACAAAUAUGCAGAAAAUCCCAUGAAAGUGGUGCGAAAUCUUCAACAUGCUGUUAUGAAUACAGUUCCUUGUAUUCGUUAUCGACCUGGUUGGCAAUCAAGUCUUGUUUUCUUUCCAAUUUCUCAUUUACCUACUUGGAUUGUCGAUUGGAUUUUCAGUAAAUUAGAUAAAUCACCUCAUGCUCCUGCAGGUGUUUCUCAACAGCUUAAAGACUAA